CGAAUGCAUAUGCUUUUUUCAUCCGUUUUCAUCAGUCUCUGUGUGACCUUUCUGUGACCUUUCUAUGACCUUUGCAGAGGAGGUGUUUGCGGCGGACUCUGUGGACGGUGCCAUCCAACAGAUGGUCAGCUCCGGAGGUCAGCAGGUCAUGACCAUAGUAACCAACGGUAUCCAGCUCAGCAACCCGCAGACGGCCAGCGGCCUCGGCCAGUCAAUCUUACUGACCAUGCCGGACGGACAGCAAGACAUGGCAGAUGAGAAGGUCGCAAAUGAUGAACCAGCAGGAAAACGUCGACACAUCCAGAUCAUCGAGAGUCGCGCUGAGACCCAGGAAGUAGAGGAGAAGGAGUCGCUCCAGACGUGGCCAGAUGAGACCCUGUUUACCUGACCAGGAGAAGGAGUCGCUCCAGAAGUGGCUAGAUGAGACCCUGUUUACCUGACCAGGAGAAGGAGUCGCUCCAGAAGUGGCUAGAUGAGACCCUGUUUACCUGACCAGGAGAAGGAGUCGCUCCAGAAGUGGCUAGAUGAGACCCUGUUUACCUGACCAGGAGAAGGAGUCGCUCCAGAAGUGGCUAGAUGAGACCCUGUUUACCUGACCAGGAGAAGGAGUCGCUCCAGACGCGGCCAGAUGAGACCCUGUUUACCUGACCAGGAGAAGGAGUCGCUCCAGAAGUGGCUAGAUGAGACCCUGUUUACCUGACCAGGAGAAGGAGUCGCUCCAGAAGUGGCUAGAUGAGACCCUGUUUACCUGACCAGGAGAAGGAGACGCUCCAGACGCGGCCAGAUGAGACCCUGUUUACCUGACCAGGAGAAGGAGUCGCUCCAGAAGUGGCUAGAUGAGACCCUGUUUACCUAACCAGGAGAAGGAGUUGCUCCAGAAGUGGCUAGAUGAGACCCUGUUUACCUGACCAGGAGAAGGAGUCGCUCCAGAAGUGGCUAGAUGAGACCCUGUUUACCUGACCAGGAGAAGGAGUCGCUCCAGACGCAGCUCCGUAUGGAUCGAUUGAACCCAACACUCUCACACAGUGGCAUGGUGUGUCAGUGUUCAGCAUGUUGGACAAACAUGCUCUUUCACAGAUUGAGGCCCCAGCAGGGAUACGGGUGAUGAUCUUGAAAAGCUUUUAAGACUAUUGUGGGUUUACAACUUUCAUAAACACUUCACUUCUUACCAAUGUUACACUUGUAAACCAUUCUGAUGUGGUGGUAAAGUCUGUUACUGUCUGUGUUUUACACUGUUUAGUUUCUUCUUGUUUUAAUGUUCGCAAUUAUUGUUUAUUUGAGGUUCGCCAUGUAUUUCCAGCUCAGAAUGACCUUGCAUUAUCUUGAUGACUUCUGUGUUGAAUCAGAACAAUGGCUCUUUUAGCAUGGAAUAUGUGCUCACAAAAGGUGAUGGCGUGGGGAUUUUUGUUGCGUGGCUAUCAUGCUAUUGUAAACAUGAUCAAUGUGAGCUCUGCCCUGAGUCCCUCGCCCACAGACAGACACACAUUGGGAGAAGAGAGGCGGGGCAUUCCACCAAUUAGGUGCCCUUUGAGAUGUGUAACUAUUGAUUUCACCUCAUUUUAACAUUCUGUCAAAAAUAAUGUUAAACUGAAUAAAAAACAAAGUCUCCCAUCUCAAGUGGUUAAGUAAAAAAAUAAGUAAAAAAUGACUACAGCCUAUUAAGUGGCAAAUAAAGUAACAGGGUUGACCGUAACAGGGUUGACCGUAACAGGGUUGACCGUAACAUGGUUGACCGUAACGUGGUUGACUGUAACAUGGUUGACUGUAACAGGGUUGACUGUAACAUGGUUGACCACAACAUGGUUGACUGUAACAUGGUUGACCGUAACAGGGUUGACCGUAUCAGGGUUGACCGCAACAAGUUUGACUGUAACAGGGUUGACCGUAACCGAGUUGAACAUUUAAUCCUUUUGACAGGGAAAUGGAAGCUUGUUGUGUGCAACAGGGAGGGGCAUUUGAAUGCAAGCAAAAAAAAAAAGACAAUU
This is a messenger RNA of Coregonus clupeaformis (lake whitefish), 1985 nucleotides long. It is a transcript of the gene gabpb1, whose product is annotated as GA binding protein transcription factor subunit beta 1. The coding region runs from base 65 to 388 and encodes 107 amino acids. NCBI's taxonomy places the organism in Eukaryota, Metazoa, Chordata, Actinopteri, Salmoniformes, Salmonidae. The record is from RefSeq and is a predicted model, not a curated record. The transcript is spliced from 3 exons.